AUGCCUAAAAGGAGAAACGUCACGUCUAGUGAGCAGAAAAUACCUGCAAAAGAUGACGGUUCAGUUCCCGAGAGGUCUCUGAAACUUCGAAAACAGAAUAGGCCUUUAGAAGAUAAAGAGAUAUGUGAAGAUCUUACUAACGAGAGUGACGACAACUGUAGUGAUUUUGACGACGAUGUAGGCGAUCCUGAUUUUAUUUUAGAGAGCGAUCACAACACGGAAUCUGAACAAUCCGAUGAGGAUGAUGUUGACGUCACGUAUCCCCAUGUUGAGGAAGACAUUACAGAACAGAUCGGAAAAGAGACAAUAGUCGGAGAGAAACAGCAUGGCGCAGCAGAGACUAGAAUUGAAGAGAUCGGAGAGGAGCAGUAUAGCGAAGUAGAGACGCGAAAUGACCAGGGUAGUGAAGAUCUUAGAAUAGACCAGGAGCCAAAUGAAGAAUCAACAGGAGAGCUGCCGCGCUAUUUUUACGGGAAGAAUAGGUACAAAUGGGCAUCGGCGGAACCAUCCCGAACAAGUCGAGUACGCGUGCACAAUAUUGUCAAUGCACCAUCUCAAUACAACAAGUGCACAAACAAGGGCGACAUAAGUCGUGGCCGAUUUUUACUCCUGCUGGCUCGUGAAUUAGUACUCCCGGAAAUGAAAUUACGCGUCUACAAUGAGAGGAUCCCACGGGAAUUGCGGCUAAGUAUCGAGCGAGUUAUUGGACCCGCCGAUAUGCCCGAGCCUCCACCACCAAAAACUUACCAGGAUCCAGAUUCAGGUGUUAGAAAAACAUGUGCAAUCUGUCCCAGUCGGUUGAAAAGGCGAACGAAGUACUGUUGCUGCAAAUGCAAGAAACCAAUGUGCCUUACUUGCUGCCUACAAAUAUGCAUUGACUGCAAAUGUACGUAG
Messenger RNA from Parnassius apollo (apollo), 894 nucleotides. The record is from the annotation of a GenBank genome assembly. Lineage: Eukaryota; Metazoa; Arthropoda; Insecta; Lepidoptera; Papilionidae.